This is a messenger RNA of Ophidiomyces ophidiicola, 549 nucleotides long. It is a transcript of the gene YVH1, whose product is annotated as tyrosine protein phosphatase yvh1. Gene Ontology annotation, biological process: protein dephosphorylation. Bases 1 to 549 code for a protein of 182 amino acids. The record is from RefSeq and is a predicted model, not a curated record. Gene Ontology annotation, cellular component: nucleus. The transcript is spliced from 2 exons. Gene Ontology annotation, molecular function: protein tyrosine/serine/threonine phosphatase activity. NCBI's taxonomy places the organism in Eukaryota, Fungi, Ascomycota, Eurotiomycetes, Onygenales, Onygenaceae.
AUGCGCGGCGGCGCCGACAGCGCCCGCUUCCGCGCCUUCCAGCACCAUCUGCACAUCGCCGUCGACGACAUGGACGACGAGGACCUGCUGCAGCACUUCCCGACCACCAACGCCUUUGUCCAAUCGGGCCUGGCAUCCGGCGGCGGCGUGCUCAUCCACUGUGCAAUGGGCAAGUCACGAUCCGCCACCGUCUGUAUAGCCUUUCUCCUACAUCGAGAUCCUGCCGCGAUUGAUCCUGCAGAAGCACUGAUGCUCCUACGCCGGACGCGGCCGAUGUGCGAGCCCAACGAUGGCUUUAUGGAGCAGCUGCGGCUGUACCACAAAAUGGCCUGUCCGGAAAAUGUCGUGGACCAUCCGCUCUACCAGCGCUGGCUCUAUCAGAAAGCGGUUGAGGACAGCGUGGCGUGUGGCCGCGGCCCAGACCUGGACGAGAUCCGGUUUGAAGAUAAGGCGACGACGAAUGAUAACAAUGCUAACGCGCGCAGUGACAAGGGCGUCGAGGUGAAGUGCCGCAGGUGUCGGUGCGUGCCCGCUGCGAAUUGUCAUUGA